Molecule: messenger RNA, 2908 nt
Organism: Pseudophryne corroboree (corroboree frog)
Lineage: Eukaryota; Metazoa; Chordata; Amphibia; Anura; Myobatrachidae
Product: zinc finger protein 862-like
Exons: 3
Coding region: 165-2717 (850 amino acids)
Molecular function (GO): protein dimerization activity
Source: RefSeq, a predicted model, not a curated record
AAAGCUGGCUCAUCCUCAUCCUCGUCUCUAUGUACUCCAUCACGUUGACCAACCAUUGAACCAACUGUGCAUCACUCCACACCACAGGCUCCAAAUAAGCAUAUUGAUCCUUCUUUGAUCCUCUUGGCUUGAAUGACAGGAGACCUCAACUUGUCUCAGAAAACAUGCCUACUCUUAAAAGGAAAGUGAAAGAACAUGAAAGAAAAACCAAGGAAAUAGGCAAAAAAUGUUUGAAAAUCAAUCAAAUGUUUUCAGGAAAAAAGAAGAAAAUAAAUGCAGCAGAGUUAGAUCCUGUACCCAGCACCUCUGAUCCUGUACCCAGCACCUCUGAUCCUGUACCCAGCACCUCUGAUCCUGUACCCACAGAUAAUCAAUGCACUUCCCAAGAUAAUUCACUGGCCACAGUUAACACAAAUUGCAGCAAUGUAGAUGACUCGGUAUCGACGUCAUGUAAUGUCAUUCAUGUUAAUGAAAACACCAUAGAUGUGCAUUCUCAAUCCUCCAUCUCUCUUGCCAACUGUUCUCAGAAUUUAGAGUGUGACACCUCACCCCCUAUUAUUUUGGAUGAUGACCUAUCUGAAGAAAGGUGCUCUUCUAAUGAAGAUACAGAUAUAAUAAAUGACAUUGGGGUUAGUGCUUCUCCAAAAAAAAAGUCAAAACAUAAAGUUGGUUUCCAAAUAAAAUGGAAAAGAGAGUUUCCGUGGCUUAGUUGUAAAAAAAAUGGUGAAAGAGAAUCUCUACUCUGCAAGCUGUGUUUAAAACAUCUGUUGAACGACACAAAAUACAACAAAUCUCCAUGGAUGAAUAGUGGGAUGAGCACAGUAAGGCGCGAUAAAAUUAAGGAGCAUUCUGUUUCCGAGAUGCACAAGGCAGCAAUGCAAACUGAAAUAAUCGGUUGUAAUGCUGAGGCUUCACAGAACAGAAAAAAUAGACCAGAGUCAGAGGAAUUCAAAGCUGUGGAAUGUGCUAUGAAGUGCCUGGAUUUUCUAAUCCAGCAUAAUAUACCACAUACAACUGUUUUUAAACCAUUUGUUGUUUUCUGUAUAGAAGAAUUAAAGUCUCCAGUUUUAGCCCCUCUGAACAAAUCUAAAAAUGCCUCAUAUACAAGCUACCAAACAAUCAACGAAUUUGUUAAUUCGAUGGCCAGUGUUCAAAGAGAGAAAGUUAUCUUGUCUUUACAGAAGAGUCCAUCAUUUUCAGUUAUGUCAGAUGAAACUACUGAUGUCAGCAACAGAAAACACUUGGCAACUGCUGCAAAAUAUAUAAAAGAUGGAGAAGUCAGUGUGUCCUUUAUUAAUGAUACAGAAAUUCCAGAUGGAAAAUCAGAAACUAUUUUCAAUGCUCUUUCACAGACUAUAGAAGACUGUGGAGGGUUUGAGAAAUUAGUAGGCUUUGGAAGUGACGGCGCCAGUUCAAUGGUUGGUCACCGUGAUGGAGUAGCAGCCAAACUAAAGGCCAAAAAUAAUAAGAUUAUUUCAAUACAUUGUCACAAUCAUCGUUUAGCUCUUGCAACAAAAAAUACAUUUGAAUCUUUGAAUCCUUUCCUGAAAAUGGAUGAAGUAUUAACAAGUAUUUACAAAUACUAUAAAUACAGCUCUGUGAGGAGCAAAACUUUGGAAGAAAUACAAAGAGUAUUUACUAAAUGUAAGGGAACAAAAAUAAAAAAGGCUAGCCACACAAGAUGGCUAUCACAUGAAAAUGCUAUUAAUUCAAUAAGAAUUAAUUAUCAUUCGAUCAUUGUCGAUUUGGAAAAUGCUGUUGUAACUGGACAGUCAAGGACUACAAGUGGUGUGAGUGGGCCAACUGCUGAAGGACUUCUCAAACAUCUGAAAAAUUUUCAUUUUUUUCAAUUAAUUCACUUUCUUUGUGAUGUACUGAGCCUGCUUUCCAAAUUAGUUUUAAUCUUUGAAAGAAGAGAUAUUGACUUGUCUACAAUACACAGCAAUGUUUCCAUUACGCUUGGUGCUUUGAAAAAUUUAAAGCGUAAGCCUGGGGGUCAGUUUUGCAGGAACCUGGAAAAUGCUGCAAGAAAAAUAGGAAUUCAGGCUCCUAUAGCAGCAGAAAAUUGUAAGUUUGAAGAAGAUGCAAGGUGUUUUCUAGAUCUAUUGGUCCAAAACAUUUCAGAGAGGAUGCAUAAUAUAGCUAUACUUGAUCAUCUAAGUGUCUUAGAUAUGAGGCAUCUUAAUGCAGACAAAGGUGUGGGAUUUUAUGGUGUGGCCGAAAUGGCACAGCUUGCUGAUUUUUAUCAACUGGACGAAGAUCUUCUGUUAUCAGAAUGGGAAGACUUUAAAUCUGUAUUCUUACAAACGGAAGAAGAAAAUUCUGAUAAUGAAAGAUUGUCCAUGGUCAACGUGUACAAGACUUUAGAAAAAUCUGAAGACACAAUUGGCGUAGCAUUUCCUCUAAUUCAGAAACUUGUUUCAGUUGGCUGUGUUCUACCACUCUCAACUGCUGAAGUUGAAAGAACUUUUUCGCAAGUUAAAUUAAUCUUAACAGAUCACAGAAACCGUCUCAAGGUGGAAAAUGUCAACAGCAUAUUAGCCAUUAAGCUAAAUGGCAAGGUAAACUACAGAGAGGCGGUAAAGCACUGGAUGAAAAAGCAAAGAAGAAUAUUUUCUUGUAGACCACACACAGCUGGCCACCGACCACACUCUACAAUCAGAAACACCUGUACUGUAGAUUGUGAGCAACAACCAAGGACAACGCACAUAAACUGACCCACCCAAGCUACUUGGAGCCCAACUUUCCAGUUCAAAAAGGUGAGUACCAAGUAAAUGUGGGAGGAGGGAGAGUAUUCCUACUUAGAGGUGGUGGAGUGGCCCUAGUAUGUCCAUAAUCCUGUUAUCAGAGUCCCUUUUCUGCUGUGUUCUUUAGUUCUUCAAAGCACAAGCCCUUAUUUUUGUGUGGA